CGGGAAUAGGGAGAUCAGGCUAGGGUGCAGAGUAGAGAAGAGAGUAUGAAACUAACGCCAUUGUGGCUCCAACGAAGUGUCAGCGUCCUGUAGCAAACAGGAAAGCACAUUGAACCAGCAUGGCUGACACAGCUAGAGUUUCAUAACCUCUAUGCUAAAUCUUAGCUGAGUGAAGGGGAUCCUCUUUGUGCUUUCGCUCCUCGACUAACUCUGACUGCUGGACAUGUCGGAGUUCACACAAGGAGACUUACAAAUCAGCAACAAAAUAAAUAAAUAACCAAGGAGGAAUAGAUUUGAAGCGUUGCAUUUUUAAACAAUGCAUUAAUACAGAAGGUUCGUGGCGACCGGGUUUAUGAAGAUGAGGGUGCCUCAGGUAUGGGUACACUGUGCAUGCAUCACAGGACCUAGUGACUGCUCAGUGAGGGGCGCCAUCCCCUGCAGGACCAUCUCUGUAAACACACACCUGUGAGGAGGGGAGGAAACCACUGAUUCAUCCCCGGAGACCAGCGCUGGGAAUGUCUCGCUGCGCCCCACCAGCCUAGAGCACAGGCCCGUUGUGAGGGGGUGUGGUGGUACAGUUGCUAUUGGCAGACGCAUGACAGGGAGGAGCUUCCUGACUAAUGGAGAAUUACUUCCAAACAGAAGCCUUUAACCUUGACAAGGUGCUGGAUGAGUUUGAACAGCAUGGAGAUGGGACGGACACCCCCACUUUAUCAGAUGCAAAGUGGUCUCAGAUAUUAGCUCCGCCGUCUCAUCUACUCUCCCUCAAUCCAGCCCUGGCGAACCCAGGUGAAAGCGAGGGCCUGUAUACCAGAGAUUCCCAGCUGAGGUUCAAAUCCCUUUCUGAGACACCGGCUGUUGACAAGGGAGGAGGAGGUGGGAAUAACUGCUCAAACGGGAGUGAACGAACCCCAGAUGCUACCCGUUGGAUCAACGAACAUCAUGAAGCAGACAGUCAAACGCUCAACAAAAAUGUGGACUUUGAGGUGUGUCCAAGUCCCCAACAGGAGAACACUGUGGAACAUGACAGCAGGACAAUGUUAAAUGUGGAUACUGGGAGCUGCCCAUCACAGUUUAACAAGGGAAGCCCAGCUCUUGAGAACGGUUCUCCAGAAAUUGUUGGUAUCAAUGAUUGUGCAGGGGGGGGUUGUAAUCUGCCACGCUUUGAGGCCACUUCAGAUAAUCGCAUGGGUAUUCCAGAUUUCAGUUGUUUAGAUGUCUGCAAGAAUGAGGUUUCAGGUCAAUGCGAAGAUAAUCCUUCAGAACUCACUAGUGAUUGUCCCAUUGCUGCAGAAGUAGAAAAAGAGAGCAGUGGUUUGUCUACAGCAGAUGAAUGUACUGUCACUGCUGAACUUGAGAGGAUUGGCUUCGAGCCACCACAGUAUGAGACACUCCAAAAAGAUGGCUUGAUCAUUGGGUCACCAAAGGGAGUUGGGGACACCAGUGAGCCCCACGGGCAUCAGGUCCCUGGGUGCAGAGAGAGCAGUUUUGUAGCAACUGGAUCAGCCGAAUUUAUGGCGCUUGCAGGAGACAAUAUUUUAGAGUCGUGCAAUAGUGGUUAUGCCAAAGCGCAUUCAGAAGGGAUGGUUAAUGGGGGGAUUGCCGGAUUUAGUGAAUUUGGGGAAACCCAGGCACCAGAUCAAAAUGAGCUUGAUGUGUCCUCCAUCGGGGAAUUAAGCCACACCGAAGAGAAUGACAACAUAGCUGUCUGUCUUGCUGUAGAAGGAGAAAGGAAAUCUGAAUCUGCGGUUUGUGCAGAACCCCCCUUCUGCUUUCUUCUGAACGGUUUGGACUCGGAUGAGUUGCAGAGGAUCAUGGAUGAGGACCCUGCCUCCCAGCCUCCUUCCUCCAAAGAAGACUCGGUGACAGAGGAGAAGGAGAUGGAGGAGAGCAAAUCAGAAAGCUAUGAGCAGACAAGGGGUCUUGAGGUGGGUGUGGCAAAUAACGGAAUAACUCCAGGACCUCCCAUCACUUCCAAGAAGCUGAACAGCAGCGGCCUGCAGCCUGUGAGCAUCCCCAUUGGUGGUGCCCGGCCAAAGCAGCCAGUCAAACUCAAACUGCAGAUGCCCCGGCCACUCUCUGGCCAGGUGCAGAACGAGCUCGGGCAGCCUGACAAGAACAAGAACGUGGAGCCGCAGAGUCAGACGAACAUCGGAGAGCUCCUGUCUGGAGGAGAGGGCUUUGGAGUCGAGACAACCUUAGCAGGUCCCAAUGGGGAGCACACUGGAGCCUUUGAUACAGGGUCCUCUCCUACCCCACCUGGCAUGCUGCUGCCCCCUGAUAGUCCUGAUAACGACCUCCAAGCAGAACACUUUGGGGUUCUGUCCAAAAAGCCCUUCUCUGCUCUAGGGGAGGUUGCCCCAGUUUGGGUCCCUGAUUCGCAGGCACCCAUCUGUAUGAAGUGCGAGGCCAAGUUUACCUUCACCAAGAGGAGGCAUCAUUGCCGGGCCUGCGGGAAGGUGUUCUGUGCAGCGUGUUGCAGCCUGAAGUGCAGGCUGGGGUACAUGGAUCGAAAGGAAGCCCGGGUCUGUGUCACUUGUCACUCGGUGCUAAUGAAUGCUCAAGCAUGGCAGGACAUGGUAAGCACCUGCAACCAGAGUCCGAACCCCAACAACCCUGCCGAGUACUGCUCCACCAUCCCCCCCCUGCAGCAGGCACAGGCCUCUGGGGCUCUCGGCUCGCCCCCGCCCACUGUCCUGGUACCAGUGGGAGUCCUGAAGCAGCCUGGCAAUGAAGGCACGCUCCCCCGGGACCAGAGGCGGGUCUGGUUUGCUGACGGGAUCCUGCCAAAUGGAGAAGCGGCGGAGUCUGCGAAGCUAGCAGUUGGUGGGCCAGCCCCUUCAGGACCCCUGGCUGUAUCACAUGACCCCUCCAAACUGCCGGCAGCCAAUCCUGCAGCUACUUCUUUUGAGGCUGCUUCUGACCUUUCUGUCCAGGGGAGUGCUGCUCCGGUUGGCAGCCCCAUAGGGAGCUCAAUGAACCUGAUUCCCAAAGACGGGCUCCCUCCCAUACUCAUUUCCACCGGCAUCAAAGGAGGUACGGGGAGCCAGCUCACAGACUUUGCAGUAGAAGAACAGCCCUCUGAAAUCUCUGUGAUGCAGCAUUUGGAGGAGGGCGGCCCUGACCCACUUGUCUUUGUUCUCAACGCAAACCUGCUGGCCAUGGUCAAGCUGGUCAACUAUGUGAACCGGAAGUGCUGGUGCUUGACGACGAAGGGAAUGCACGCGCUGGGGCAGGCGGAGGUAGGGAUCCUGCUGCAGUGCCUUCCAGACGAGAAGACCAUCCCCAAGGAUAUCUUCAGCCACUUCGUCCAGCUCUACCAGGAUGCACUGGCAGGUAGCAUGGUGGGUCACCUGGGCCACUCAUUCUUCACACAGAGUUUCCUUGGCAGCAAGGAGCAUGGUGGGUUCCUCUACGUCACCCCUUCCUUCCAGUCGUUGCAGGACCUGCUGCUGCCGAACCCCCCCUACCUCUUUGGGAUCCUCAUCCAGAAGUGGGAGACCCCCUGGGCUAAGGUCUUCCCUAUUCGCCUCAUGCUGCGUCUGGGAGCAGAGUACAGAUUCUAUCCCUGCCCGCUGUUCAGUGUCCGAUUCAGGAAGCCUCUGUUUGGGGAGACUGGCCACACCAUUAUGAACCUGCUAGCGGAUUUUCGAAACUACCAGUACACGUUGCCAGUGGUGAGUGGAUUGGUAGUUGAUAUGGAAGUGAGAAAGACCUCCAUCAAGAUUCCCAGCAACAGGUACAACGAGCUGAUGAAGGCGAUGAACAAGUCGAAUGAGCAUGUGCUGGCGAUGGGGGCCUGUUUUAAUGAGCGGGCAGACUCUCACCUGGUCUGUGUUCAGAAUGACGAUGGGAACUAUCAGACUCAGGCAAUCAGCAUCCACUCCCAACCACGGAAAGUUACAGGAGCUAGCUUUUUUGUGUUCAGCGGUGCUUUGAAAUCAUCAUCUGGGUACCUAGCCAAGUCCAGCAUUGUAGAAGACGGAGUGAUGGUACAGAUCACAGCAGAGACGAUGGAGGCUCUUCGGCUGGCGCUGCGGGAGAUGAAGUCCUUCACGAUCCCCUGUGGGAAAGCAGACCAGGAGGAGCCCCAGGAACACGUGCAGGUGCAGUGGGUGGAGGAGGACCGGAACUUCAACAAGGGGGUCAUCAGCCCCAUUGAUGGAAAAUCCAUGGAGUCCAUCACUAGUGUGAAGAUAUUCCAUGGCUCCGAGUACAAAGCCAAUGGAAAGGUCAUCCGGUGGACAGAGGUGUUUUUCCUCCAGAGCGAUGACCAGCCAAACGGCCCGAAUGACCCUGCUGACCACAGCCGCCUGACUGAGAGCGUGGCUCGAGCGUUCUGCGUGGCACUCUGCCCUCACCUCAAACUGCUCAAGGAGGAUGGGCUGGCCAAGCUGGGACUGCGUGUGACGCUGGAUUCUGACCAGGUGGGGUACCAGGUCGGCAGCAAUGGGCAACCUUUGCUCCCUCAGUACAUGAAUGACCUGGACAGUGCCCUGGUGCCAGUGAUCCAUGGUGGAGCCUGCCAGCUGAGUGAGGGGCCUGUGGUGAUGGAGCUCAUUUUUUACAUCCUUGAGAACAUUUCCUAGAGGGGAAAAGGUCCCAGUGGCACCUCUUCCUCCUGCUACAUCGACUUUGCUCAAUCAUUUGCACUUGAAAUUGCCUAAAAGCUGUGCUGGAAAGCGUUCCUCUCGACUCCAGAUAUUCUAUGCACCGUUUCAGACUUCUUUCAGGACCAGGGCAGCUGAGUGUCAGACAGACACAGGACAGUCUUCAUCUAGGAUUGUUCUACUGGGAACAGGGCCAGCCUUACCAAGCUAACAGGUUACCACGUGAAAGUGGUACCCCUCAAAACAACUGUUAUAUUCUGAAAUUCUUGUCACUGUGAUGCCCCUGGGCGCUGACUGUGGGGUGCACCUUGGUUUAUUGUGGAGCCUUUGAGGAUCUCAUUAUUGCUGCCCUAUGUUGCCCCACAUUUGGUACCCACCAGAGGCUGGCUGUUAAUACACAAGGCACCCAGAUUGGAGAUGAGCAGAAGAGCAUGUGAAAGUAGUCUUCAUUCACAACAAGGACUUUCCUCUUCCACAGAAAUUGUGCUCAGAGGUUAUAUAAAA
Messenger RNA from Polyodon spathula (Mississippi paddlefish), 5114 nucleotides. Its product is annotated as zinc finger FYVE domain-containing protein 9-like. The transcript is spliced from 19 exons. Gene Ontology annotation, molecular function: metal ion binding. The record is from RefSeq and is a predicted model, not a curated record. Gene Ontology annotation, biological process: endosomal transport. The coding region runs from base 621 to 4589 and encodes 1322 amino acids. NCBI's taxonomy places the organism in Eukaryota, Metazoa, Chordata, Actinopteri, Acipenseriformes, Polyodontidae. Gene Ontology annotation, cellular component: early endosome membrane.